AAAUACCCAAAUGACUCAAAUAAAGCGUGCCAAGACUGUGACUCAACAUGUAACGGCGAUUGUAACACAUCAAGUGGUAUUUGUAAUAUGUGUUCAUACAAUUAUGUUUUCAAUGAACCAAAAGGAAGAACUUGUGUGCCAUGUGCUACAUUUGACAGUCAUUGUGUGACUUGUGCUUCUGAUUAUUCACGAAGGUGUGUGACGUGUUCAAAUGGGUAUUACCCCGACUCAAAUGGAAAGUGUGUUGCGUGCUCAACAAUAGAUAGCAAUUGCAACACUUGUAAUAAUACGGAAAAGAGUUGUUUCGGUUGCAAAGACCCGUAUCACCUCUCAAAUCAAAAGUGUCUAUCUUGUGAAGCUGGAACUUACAAAAAGACGGAGACUACAUGCGACAAGUGUUACAAUGCUAUUUUGAAUUGUAAGAACUGUGGAACGGCUUCUGUUGGCAAUGCGAAGUGUAAUGAGUGUUAUCCCCCAUACACUUUAAGUUCAAAUGGUAAAAGUUGUGACCUAUGUGAUUCAACGUCAUAUUAUGACAAAACAACAAAUCGUUGUGUAAAUAGAAAUACAACUUGUGCUGUACAAAUUGAAAGCACCAAAUGUGUUCAUUGCACUGAUGAUUAUUUUGUGUCAAAUGGGAAGUGUAAAAGUACUCAAAACUGCAACAGCCCAUCGAGUCUGUCACCGGCGUCAUGUGAUUGUUCAGACCAGAUUUCGAUUAAUUCCGAUUGUGCGUCAAUUGCUGCAAAUUGCAAAUAUCAGAAAACGAUGAAUACUAUUUCAACGUGUUUUGUGUGCACAGACAAUUUUACUUUAUCACAAAAUACAUGUAACAAAAUAGAAUCAAAUGAAAUGUAUAAAAAUGGUGUUCAGUACAGUUGUUUAGAAGGUCAAUAUCUUAACAAUAACAAUGUAUGCGAAGUGUGUCCAAAUUCAGCUUCAAUUUGUAUUAAUAAUGGAAAUAAUACCUACACAUUGAAAUGCACACAAAACACAGUCAAAGAUGUUGGGACAGAGCAAUGUGUAACGGAUGAGAUGUGUUUGCAAUAUACAGACGAUUACUGCUCUCAAUGCAAGUCGGUGUCAUCACAAAUCAGCAACGGAAUAUGCACAUCCUGCCAAACACCAAAUUGCAAAUUUUGCGAAGGAAACAAGUGCAAGCGAUGUGCCAACGACUAUUUGAUGGUCAAAGAAAAUCAAUGCGUUUCUCAAAGUGACAAAAACUGUGACAAGUCGAGUGUGUCUGGCUGUGUGAUGUGUUCAAGUGGGUUCUAUCAAGUUGACUCUUUGAACAUAGAAGGUAAAUUCGAUUUCUGUCUUCCAAUAUCUCCAUCACUAUAUCCAAAUUGUAAACGACUUGCUUUUUCAACGAGUAAAUGUGUAGAAUGCAACGAUUUGUUUAAAUUGAAAAGUGGGGUGUGUAAAGAAUUGUUCGAAGAUGAAGCUCCUGUUGUUCCACCAGAAACAGAACUUCCAGUGUCUGUUAUAUCCAACUCCAAUUUUAAAUAUUCACUCAAUUUGAAAGGAGUUAUUGAGUCUAAAUGUCAAAUAAGAGACAACAAAGGAUGUCAACGGUGCAAUGAUGGAUAUUACUUUGAAGAUAAUGAGUGUGUGGAAUGCACCAACGAUUGCAGUUCGUGUUACUCACAGACAUAUUGUACUUCAUGUGAAAGUGGGUUUUAUCUCGACUCAAAAAAUCGAUGUCAGACACUUGGUGAUUUGAGUGCAAGAUGCAGUGUCGUGCUUCCAAAAGCUGGUGGAUGUGCUAUAUGUAGAGAUGGAUAUUUUAAAGUGCUUAAAGACUGUAUUGUCUGUGACAUCUCAUGUAGUUCGUGUAUUAGCAAUACUUCGUGUUCUGUGUGUGCAGAUGGCUAUUUCAUCAUCGAGUCUGAGAGUCGCUUGUGUCAACUCAACACAACAAAUACAAAUUGUUUGAAAGUUGGGUAUUAUGGCUGUGAAGUCUGUGCCGAUGGAUAUUACUUAUCCAAUUCUCGUUGUACAAAAUGCAAUGAAACUUGCACUUUGUGUACUUUACAAGGCGCGUGUACAAAUUGUGUAUCAAAAGAUUAUGUUUUAUUAAAUUCCAAAUGUGUAUAUUACUCUGAAAUAACAAAUUGUAUUGAAGCUACGAAUUCAAAAUGUGUGACAUGCAAGGGGUAUAACAAACCAUCUGAAAGUGGUGACAGCUGUAUUCAAACAGUAAACUUGGGAGCGGCAGUUGGUAUUCCAAUAUCAAUUCUACUGGUGAUGAUAAUAAUAGUUUUAUUGAUAGUGAUUACUCUUAUUGUAAUAUUUAAGAGGAAUCAGAAGAAAGAAGAGCUGAAAGUGUGCACAUAUAAGAUGAGUCGCUCGAACAUCAAGAUGUCGACAUUAGUGGACAAUAUAGUAGUUAAUAAAUCCAAUUUGAAGUUUGACUUGGAUACCGACGAAUUUAUUCCUGUUGAUAAAGAGACAAGAGACUUGAUCUGCAUUGGAAACACUUCAAAACAUAAUAUGAAAGUCCAGUUCAGUGUGAUUGAAGGGUGUGAUUCUUACCAAAUUCGCACAUUGCCUUCCAUUGUUACACUUAAAAAAGGCGAAGCCUGUGAAUUUGAGAUAUUUAUACAACCCCUUUGUACGUGUAAAAUCGAAGAAAGUGUGAUGAUCACUUCACUUGAUAUAACAACAGGAAAUGUCGUAAACGCUAAAAUAGGAAUUGACACAACUACACAACAGACGACCAAACUCAAUUAUAAAGAACUUGAUGUGAUCACCAAACUUGGCGAAGGAUCAUUUGGCAUUGUGUAUAUGGGAAAUUACAGAGGCAAUUUUGUAGCAAUAAAAAAGAUGAAACAAAUUGCAUCACCAAACACAUUAACAACUGAAAUCACUGAUGAAAAGAAGUCAUUUCAAGAAUUUGAAAAUGAAGUGAACAUGUUGGACAAAUUCCGGAGUGAUUAUAUCGUACACUUCUAUGGCGCUGUGUUUAUACCAAACAAGGUGUGUAUGGUCACUGAAUAUGCUCAAUUUGGGUCUUUGAAUGAUGUUUUGAAACAAAAAAAGUCAACUGAAGUUGAAACAAAAAUGCGUAUUAUAAUUAUUUUAGAUGGAGCAAAGGGAAUACAAUAUCUACACGAGAAUAGCAUUUUACACAGAGACAUCAAGCCAGACAACAUUCUCAUAUUUUCAUUGGAUAAUAACGAACGUGUCAAUGCAAAGCUGACUGAUUUUGGAUCAUCUAGAAAUGUCAACAUGCUGACAACAAACAUGACAUUCACAAAAGGUAUUGGAACACCAAGUUACAUGGCUCCUGAAAUAUUAAAAAAGAACCACUACAAAAAACCGGCAGAUAUAUACUCGUUUGCUAUAACAAUGUACGAGUGCUUUGGGUGGUGCAAUGCUUAUUCGGAAAAGCAGUUCAAGUUUCCAUGGAAAAUUGCAGAGUUUGUGACAACGGGUAAACGACUUGAAAAAACGAAUUCAAUGUCCAACGAACAGUUCGAUGUGAUUCAAAAAUGUUGGUGUACAAUUCCAACUGAGAGAAUUGAAAUUGGCGAAGUUGUCACCUUGGUUAAUGGCUUGAUGAAUAAUUGA
Messenger RNA from Entamoeba invadens IP1, 3573 nucleotides. Its product is annotated as protein kinase domain containing protein. Gene Ontology annotation, molecular function: protein kinase activity; ATP binding. Gene Ontology annotation, biological process: protein phosphorylation. Lineage: Eukaryota; Evosea; Mastigamoebida; Endamoebidae. The transcript has a single exon. The annotation marks the transcript as partial. The record is from RefSeq and is a predicted model, not a curated record.